Chara braunii is the source of this 3013-nucleotide messenger RNA. Lineage: Eukaryota; Viridiplantae; Streptophyta; Charophyceae; Charales; Characeae. The record is from the annotation of a GenBank genome assembly.
GAGGUAGAUAAGUUCAAGUUCCUACCUCGAUAUAUCUAGUGGGAAAUCCGGUGUGAGAUAAUGAAAGUAGCUGCUGAAGCAGGGGGAAACUGGGCAAAGUUCAAGGCUGAGAUGCAAAGGCUAUUCAAGUUAGGGGAUGGCUUGCUGACUAAGAUAGAUUUGAAGAUACUACAGCAGGACGAAUUCUCCACAGUAGGGGUCUUCGCCAUUGCAUUCGAGAAGAUGGCAAAGAAAGUCCCAGGGUUAGCGGAAGAGGAACAGUGUGCCACUUUCCUAGGGCACUUUAAGAAUUGGGAGGCCUCGUCGUUAACCAUGAAGGCUGCGCCAGGAAAGAAACUGACUUGGGCCGCCAUAAAGGAAGGCGUGAUAGAAGGAGAACUGGACCAAGUAGACAUUUUUCAGAUGAGACAAGCCAGGAAGAAGAGGAAGGCUUUGGAUGCCACCACGAGUGAUGGACGUGAUUUUAAGAAAAUGAUAGAGGACGCGAUGGCCCAGCUUGACGCAGAGAAGGAGGCGAAAAAAAAAACUAUGGCGGCACCACUGGCCCAAGGGAAAGCCAAGAAGGCAGUGGUGCAGGAGGAAGAAGAAGAGGAAGAGGAAGAGGAGCCUGAGCCACAUAAGUUGACAAAGGCUCAGAGGAAGGCAAGGAACCUGGCUCAGGGGGGGCAAAGCUCAGGAAGGGGUCAGAAAGGCCACACUAUCAAGUCAUGCCACGUCAGGAGGAAUGAUGAGGACAAAGGAUUAAUCAGCACCAACUAUGACGGGGAUAUUUACGACAAAUGGGGGUAUUACCUUGACCCGAGAACCCCAGGCGGGACAAGGAAGGAAGCCCUGCGAAGAGCUGAGGAAGGCGCACCACCCGCUCCUCCGGCCAUGUUUCGGAUAUGGCAGGAGAAAGAGGUCCAUAGUGACAUCAGGGUGGAAGAGGUAGGAGAGAACGAAGAAGUAGAACAGGAAUGGAGAGCUGACACUAUCAAGGAAGAACCAAUCAUAGUAGAAUCCGACGAUGAAAUAGAAGAAAACUGCUGGAACAGGCCGCGACACGUUGAGACAAGGGAGGAUUAUUGGAGAACGGCGCAACAGACAAUGGAAAGAAUGGAGGACUUGAUAGACAAAGUCGGGCGGUACCAACCGAAGCUGACUGAUAUGUGUGAAAAAGUCAAGGAGUGGAAAGGCAAGGAACCACUAGUAUACCUCUAUGAUCUAGGUCCAGGGUCGGAAGGAGGAUCUGGUAACUUGCCAAACGUCACGACUUCGGGGCCGGCGCCUAGAUCCGGAAUGACUUACAGACCACCCUCCAGGACGGGGAAGGUGCCACAUGUUGUCUGGACAAGGGCUAAAGAGCCGGUGAGCCAGGAAGAACCGGCGAAGGAUGUUCCUGAGCCGAGUGGAGAAAAUGAGGUAGUGGACGUUCCAGAAGAGCAGGAUGAUGAAGAUGAUAGAUUGAGAAAAAAAGAGGAUGAGAAGGCCAAGCAGAGGGCCAAGAAGAGAGGUGCCAAGCCUGAUACAGACAAGGCACAUAAAGUAAAGAAGAAGAAGUACGUCGUUCGAGUAGAAGAGAGGUACAAUGUAGAGGAAAUAAUGGACAGAAUCCUUAAGGAUCAUAAUCACCUUAUAAACCUGAAGGACGUACUAGCCUCAUCGCCAAGGCUCAGGGACGAGCUGAGAGCACGACUAUCCAAAAAGAUGGCGGUGGGCAAGCAGGAGAAGACGAUAGUUGGGGUGUAUCUGCUGGCGAAUGCACUGCUUCAAGAAGAGGCAGUCAAAAAUACGCUGCUAGAUGAGGAAGAGGUGGUGGAGCCGGAAGAAGGCGACCAUGUGAUCCACGAAAGAGAAGAUUAUGAUUUUGAGGAACGGGAGAUUAAGGAAGCGUUUCGAGUAGAGGAGUGCGAGGGAGUAUACCUUAAACUCGGAAUGUUGUUGUCAUGUGAAAUGAGGGAAAGAGACGCUUGCGCAAGAGUUCUGAAGAUGAGGCCGAGUUUCCUGGACCUCGAGACUGAUCUGACCUUUGAGGAACUGGUGGAUUUGAGAGCCCGCCAGAUCGACACUAUUGAGGACAGGAUUGAGGAAGCAGCAAGUAGGACAACCGAUAGUCGUACCAAGGACAAGUUCCAAUGGGAUAAGAUGGCGAUGGUAAGAAAGGAGCCUCUCAAGGUGGGAGAAGUUGUGCUGUUGUAUGACUCGUCCCUUGAGAAGCAAUGGUCUCGGAAGUUGGAUAAGAGGUGGUUGGGACCUUACAGGGUCACCAGAUGUGGUGAACAUGGUGCCUACCAAAUUGAGGAGCUAAAUGGGACGACAUGGAAGGAUUGGGUGUCAGGCUCGAGGCUGAAGAAGUUUGUUGCUCGAGACGAGGCGAAAAAGUCGGAGUGGGAGAAGAGAAUUCAAGACCUCGAGGCCAAGUAUGCACAACAAGCUCCCACAAGAGUGGUGGAUUGGACGGAGGUCCAGAAGUUUGAAAUCAAGGAACAACCCGCAGAGGAAGUCUUCAAGAGGGGGAAGGAAGUAGAGAAGGCGGACCAGCAGGAGGGUGAGGAGAUCCCGCUGAUCGACAAAGAGAUGUUGGAGCAGCCAGGAGCACUAGCGGAGAAGGGCGCAGAGGUCGAAGAGUUUGAGUGGCGAUUGCCAGCGGGCCUGACACUUGGACAUGAGCCAACACUAGAAGGGGAGGAACAACCUGUUGAGGCAAUGAGAGUUGAGGAAGGUCCACCUACAACUCAGGGAGAGACGUUGGGACAGCAGGGGGGUCAGGAGAGCGUGGGCCAGACCAUGGCUGAGACUGAGCAGAGAGCGGACCUGAAGGAUUGUCAGGAGUCAACUAUGCCUCAGGAGGUGCCGGUUACUGCAAAUUUGCGGGACGCAUUGGGAUCUUGGGCCACUGAGACAGAGCCAGAGGGGCAUGUGGGUACUAGGUUAACCACGCAUCGUAGACGGCAGGAGCCUCCGCUAGGAACGAUGCAGGCUCGAGAGAAGGCCGGGGGUUGACGGCAAGCGACGAUAAAAGGGCCGGUUACGA